Agrilus planipennis (emerald ash borer) is the source of this 2050-nucleotide messenger RNA. Its product is annotated as cytochrome P450 9e2-like. Lineage: Eukaryota; Metazoa; Arthropoda; Insecta; Coleoptera; Buprestidae. The record is from RefSeq and is a predicted model, not a curated record. Gene Ontology annotation, molecular function: monooxygenase activity; iron ion binding; heme binding. The transcript is spliced from 6 exons. The coding region runs from base 370 to 1971 and encodes 533 amino acids.
UAAUAAACAAUAAACACUUCACAACAUGAUGCAAUGUUGUUACUUUCAACUUGGGAAGGCCGCUUUCAAUCGAAAAUUCCAAACACACUAUCGGUUGUGUACUGUUCAUACUUAAUCUACGUUGAUAUGCGACCAGAUAAAAACUCGGACGACAAAGUUAAAAAUACAUUACACUAUAAAACAUCAAGCGCAUCAUCGUUUCUCGCUUUAAGUGGCAAAUAUUUAAACAAACUGACCCAUGGUUUCAAGGCUGGGUGUUGUUUACACGUCUAUCUCUUAUUAAUCACAUCAACCGGUUAUUGUUCCGAUCUUUAGUUUGUGUUUUAAGUGAGUUACUGCUGACGCUACGUAGUGUGUUUUAAAAGUGCAAUGUUUUUGUUAAUUAUUGCUGCAGUGUUCGCGUUAUUCUUGUACUUUCUGUACUUCAAACCGUUAUGGCAUUGGAAAAGUAAAGAUGUUCCCUUCACAAAUCCCGUUCCUGUGUUCGGGAACAUGGGAAAGGCAAUUUUCCGAAAGGAACACAUGAUGACAAUCGUAAAAAAUAUUUAUGACAAAUUCCCAGAUUCCCCAUGUGUUGGAUUUAUCAACUUCCAGCAGCCUAUUUUAAUUAUAAGAGAUCCAGAAUUAAUUAGAAAAAUUGCGAUCAAAGAUUUUGACGUCUUCCCUGGUCACAAUGCUAUUGCCAGUGACGACGUUGAUCCACUCUUGAGCAAGAAUUUGUUCUCAAUUCAAGAUACGCAGAGGUGGCGUCAUCUUCGAAGCACACUAUCUCCGUCAUUCACAGCGAAUAAAUUAAGACUUAUGUUCGAUUUAAUGCAGGAAUGUGCUAAAAAUUUUGCCAAUUACUAUCUUCAACAAAAUGAUGAAGUUAUCGAGGUAGACAUGAAAGAUGCCUGUGGGCGCUUUGCAACGGAUGUUAUAGCUACCUCUGCGUUUGGUAUAAAAAAUGAUUCAUUACAAAAUCGAAAUAAUGAGUUUUAUCUAAUGGGAAAAGAUUUUAUCGACUUUACUGGGCUAAGAGCAAUAAAACUUUUUUUAUUCGGUUCCGCUCCAAAGCUUAUGAAGAUUUUACGAAUAGGAAUAUUCAAUAAAGAAGUUACGGAUUUUUUCCAAAACAUUGUAUCAGGAAAUAUAAAAAUGCGUGAAGAACAAAACAUUGUAAGACCAGACAUGAUAAACCUUCUGUUGGAGGCAAGAAAAGGUAAGUCUAAAAACGAAAACACCGAUCCUGCAGAUGCCGAAGCAGAAGCUUUUGAAUCAGAAGAAGAAUCAGAAAGGACACAAAAGGAUGCCACUUGGCAAAUGGAAAUUACUGACCAAGAUAUCACAGCUCAAGCGCUGAUAUUCUUUUUGGGUGGCUUCGAAACGACUUCUACUAUCAUGAGCUUUGCAUUCGCCGAACUUGCUGUAAAUCCUAAUGUUCAGAAAAAACUGAAUGAAGAAAUAAAUGGGGUGUUUGAAAGAACAGGAGGGAAAGUAAAGUACGAAGACAUUCAGCAAAUGAAAUAUAUGGAUAUGGUUACAUCAGAAACCCUCAGAAAGUGGUCAGGUCUGACGGACAGAAAGGCUGUAAAAUCAUACACCAUUUACCAAGGUAAUGGUAAGCAACCUUUAAAAGUCGAAAAAGAUGAUAUGAUAUGGAUUCCCAUGUACGCUAUACACAGAGAUUCCAAGUAUUAUCCAGAUCCGGAAAUUUUCGAUCCAGAAAGAUUCAGCGACGAGAGAAAACACGAAAUAAAACCAUUUACCUACUUACCAUUUGGAACUGGUCCAAGAAAUUGUAUAGGCAUGAGGUUUGCCCUUUUGGAGGUAAAAAUCGCUCUAUUCAACAUUCUACUUCACUUUGAAGUUGUUCCAACAGGGAAAGUGAAAAUACCUCUCCAGCUAGACAAAGCUCAGUUUUCGCCGUACCUCGAUGGAGGAUUCAUAUUCGGACUUAAAAAGAAGAAGGCGAAAGACAAGAAAUUAUGAGAAAAAUACACAGAAGCAGCGUUCCUACAGGACUUCAUUCGAAGUUGAAGAGAAAACGAUUAUGAUUUAUGUCUUAUAA